CGAACCGUUAUAAGACAUUAACGGAUGUUAUUUCAAGUGUUCUUCAAACACGAUUUAGUUUUAAUGUGAAAACGGUGUCGCUUCCAGUAAUAACCAAAUUCAGAUGCGUGUCAUUGUUUAUGAAAUUUCUAUAAUUGUAAAAACAAUUUAAUCAUGUCAGGAAAUUGAACGCAUUACCUGGUCAUAAAAGAAAACUUUUGUGUUUAAAUGUUUUUGCGCAAUAUCCAAGCCUUAACUGAAUGUUUAGAAUGAAAUUUUUUUGUUGAUUUUAUUCAAAUCAACUUAAUUUACAUUUCGAUAAGCCCAGUAAUGUCAAUAACACAGUCGUUUUCUAUCCUCACAGCAAUAACUGGUACAAAAUUUAUAGAAAUGUCUCAAAUUAUUCAUCUGAUAUUUUGUUUAAUGGUUGGAGUUUUAAGAAAUUUGUGUAUUACAGUUGGAGUUCUUGCAGCUUCAAUUUGGACGUUUGGGAUUCAUUUUGGUCCUGGCGUUGGUGUGGAUGGAUCUUUAAGUUUGCUUCAACUAGGGAGUCUGCUUGGUGGAAUAGGAAAAUUUAACUCCUUCGAUCAAGGGAAUAUUUUACAUGAUUUGGGACAGAUGAAUGCGCCCAAUUCCAAUGAACAAAAAUUUCAUCUUCCAGAUUUGAAGAAGAUUAUAGAAAAUUUCAGCCACCCAAUCAAGCAAGAAUUAAAACUUGGAAAUAUGAAUGGCAGGAAAAGAAAAUACAUAAAAAAGAAAAUAAUUGUAUGAAGAAAUUUGGAAUGAUGAACCUUAAAAAAGGAAAAAAAUAUUGUAAGAGUGGCAUUGUAUUUAAGUUUAAACGUAUCAUGAAUUAAAAAAAAGAGCUUCAUGUUCUUUAUACCAAUACCUUAGUACUAUCUGUAAUAAAGGUAUUUUAUUUUU
Parasteatoda tepidariorum (common house spider) is the source of this 903-nucleotide messenger RNA. RefSeq lists its product as uncharacterized. Lineage: Eukaryota; Metazoa; Arthropoda; Arachnida; Araneae; Theridiidae. The record is from RefSeq and is a predicted model, not a curated record.